This is a messenger RNA of Paramecium octaurelia, 473 nucleotides long. Lineage: Eukaryota; Ciliophora; Oligohymenophorea; Peniculida; Parameciidae. The record is from the annotation of a GenBank genome assembly.
AUGGGUUGUUAAACACUGAGAAUUUGGUUGAAAUCACACCUCUUUUAAAGACACAAUAUCUACAUUUUCAAAUGGCUUAGGAUGAUUAGCUUAAAUAUAAGAAAGGGUAAAUAAAAUGAAUAUAUUUAGUUGAUGUUUGUAAUGGUGAAGGAAUCCAGCAUUUAGAUUACUAUUAUUCAUUGUAGUAAAAUGAAAAAGAAUUAUCAGUUACACUAAUUUAUAUAAGUGAAUAAAAUGGAGAAGUCAAUAAUUAUGCGAGUAUUAAAGGAGAGUUCAUUUAUCAGUGGAUCUGGAUUUAAUUUGGAAAAUCAAAAUAAUGGUCAAGAUAUCAACCUUUGAAUGUAGGUAAGUAUAAAGUAAAGAUUAAUUCUUUUGGAUAUAAGGGAAUCUAAAUGUAAGAGAGUAGUAUAGAAUAUUAGAAUGGAGAUUAAAUAGAUUAGAGUUGUAUAGGAAUAUAAUUGAUUUGCCAAUGA